Molecule: messenger RNA, 1524 nt
Organism: Ruditapes philippinarum (Manila clam)
Lineage: Eukaryota; Metazoa; Mollusca; Bivalvia; Venerida; Veneridae
Product: GDP-D-glycero-alpha-D-manno-heptose dehydrogenase-like
Exons: 1
Coding region: 169-1101 (310 amino acids)
Source: RefSeq, a predicted model, not a curated record
CAAGAAGCAUAGCUAGCUACAACUACAUUAUUUUUAUAUAUUACAUGUCAUAGUGGAGGUUUGAUUUACUAAAAAGACUACCAUUGUAUGAAUUAAUCUAAGUAGACCAAGAAAUUUUAACAUUUACUCAAACCGUUUAGUUAGUUAACUGGACAAUCAAAAUUGAUCAUGAAAGUACUUAUCACAGGAGGUGCUGGAUACAUUGGUUCAGUAUUGGUGCCGAUGCUUUUAGACGAAGGACACGAGGUUACAGUAUAUGACAAACUGAACUGGGGAAUACACUCAUUACUGCAUGUUGUUUACAUGUCUAAUCUAAGAAUUAUACAGGGUGACGUGACAAACCGAGAUCAUGUUGCUGAAGUUGUUUUAGGUAAAGACGCAAUUAUCCAUCUCGCUGCAGUUGUUGGCGAUCCUGCAUGUGAUUCAGACCCAGAUGCUGCAUUGUCAACAAACAUUUUGGGAACACAAAACGUAGUUGAUAGCAUGACGAAAACACAAAUUAUGAUAUUUGCAAGUACAGGAUCUUGCUAUGGGUAUAUGGAAGGUGUCUGUACUGAGAAAAAAACACUACAACCUCUUUCUCUGUAUGGAAAAAGUAAAGUUCGUGGCGAAGAAAUAGUUCGGUCUGUUGGUGGCAUAUGUCUAAGAUUCGCAACGUUAUUUGGACUCUCCCCUAGGAUGAGACUUGAUCUUUCAAUAAACAAUUUAACUUUUACAGCUGUAAUGGAAAAUCAUAUCCGAUUGUUAGAAGGUCAGUUCAGAAGGACAUUCCUGCAUGUUCGAGAUGCUGCGGGUGCAAUAAUAUUUGCUUUGGAUAAUGCAAUAGUAAUGUCGGGUAAAGCAUUUAAUAUUGGAGAUGACCAAUUAAAUAUGACAAAGUUAGAAGUUGUACACAUUAUACAAGAGGUAUUACCUGACUGCACUAUUAGCACAAUAAGUGAUAAAACCGAAAAUGACAAAAAGGAUUAUGAGGUGUCUUAUGAGAAAAUACAUAAAUUAGGUUUCCAUCAUAAAAUUGAAGUUAAGGAAGGAAUUCAAGAAAUGCUUAAAGUGUUUCCUUUUCUAUCAUUAAAAGACAGCAUCAAAUAUUCGAAUAUAUAACGCUGUACAUUAAUGAAAAUAUAAUAUAAGAAAAUAAAGAAAUUAAAAUAUAAGAACCUUUUUGUUAAAAAUAUAUAUAAUUUAUCCUAUGACUUUUUACAAUUUUGUUGAUUUUCUACUGAUGUUUGAAUGACCCAAAGGCGUAAUAGGAAAUGUACUUUAUAUUUCGGCACAAUAUAAUCGCUGAUUUUUAAGCUUAUAAAGCUUAUUUUUGGUCAUCUGGAAACCAAAAUUAGAACAGGGGUCGAUAUAAACCCCGUUUUAUUUAACAAGUACACCUAUUCCUUAUUUUUUAUGAAAUUGAUAAAAUGCAGUUUUAGAUAAAAUGAAAAGAGUUCGGAAAACAAAUUUUGUCAUAGAAACCUUCAGAAGACAAGCUUUAAAGUUUUGAAAUCUUCCUAAAUGCGCAUGUUGUAUUUCUGA